Molecule: messenger RNA, 4451 nt
Organism: Ruditapes philippinarum (Manila clam)
Lineage: Eukaryota; Metazoa; Mollusca; Bivalvia; Venerida; Veneridae
Product: protein brambleberry-like
Exons: 11
Coding region: 77-2014 (645 amino acids)
Source: RefSeq, a predicted model, not a curated record
GGUGCAAAUGUUUUGAACCAUGGUUUGAAUAUCGAAAGUGUCUAAACUUGCAUUUUAAUGCUAGUUUUAAACCAAAAUGCAUUAUUCUUCAUUUUCUAUCUUGUUGACCUUAUUUGUUUUUACUGGUCUGCUAAGUUUCCAUCCAUCUGAAGCAUUUCUUGAGUGGCUUUGGGGCUUUAACUCAGAUGACAGUCCAGAAACUCCAGUUGUGAGAACAAAUGGUGUGAAGUUUGAGGUUCAAACAACAGACGAAAAGUUUCUCCAGCUGAAGGAUGUUUUUGAAAAUAUGUCAGAAUUAGAUGCUUGCAACAAUAUUGUAAUUUACAAGUUGAAGAAACGAUGUGGAGAACUAUCAGAUGAAGAACUUGGCAAGUUGUCUGUACAGUUGUUUAAUUGUCAAACUACUGUAGAGAAAAGACCAACCUAUAAAUGCACGGAUGGAAUGACUCUGGCAGAAUGUACAAAAGAUAUGGAUGGUACAACUUGGAAUGGGUACCAGAUAGUGAACAAUCGAGCGCGAGCUCUUUGCUACGCCACCCAGCACCAACAGUUCCGCAAGUUGACAGAGAUCACAGUAAAUCAACUGAUGUCACAGGCACAUGGACAGUUAGAAUAUUUACAACAACUUCAGUCUGGUCAGGAGCAACUACAUCAAAUGACCACACAUACUGUACGUGAAUUGUACGAGAGCCAGAAAGACUUGAUUGGUAACCAACAAACAUUGAAAAUGUCCCAGGACAGUGUCCUGUCUCAAAUCCAUUCCAACAUGGAAGAAUUAAAACAUGAAAAAGCCAUGAUUGCUACAGGAAACAAGGAAUUGGCAGAUUUAACUGAAAAUAUAAGAUCAAAAUUAGACGAGGCUACAAACCAGUUACAAAGGCAAGAGAACACACAGCUUGAUAGCCAUGAGAAAAUACUUAAAGAUCUCACAAAUAUACAGAAAAAAUCACACGAUGCCUUGAACAAACUUGAUGAAAGUUCUGCACAUUUGGUGAAGAACCACGAGGAAAUGUUAAGUAACUACGAACGUAUGUACGAGAACAUGAUGAGGAUAAAUGCGACAGUUUCUCACCUCCUGUCGACAGUUAAUGUGAUGCAGAACCACCUGGAUGAGAAAAUAAACUGGUUCUCAACACUGCUUCAUAUGGCAGAUGACAAAUUGUCAAUACUAACAUGUGGAGCGUUACAUAUUGGCUACUUCCUGUUUGCGGCACUGACGGCCUCAUUCCUACAGACGCCAGCAGCGACUCGUUUAAUCCUGUUUGUAUUGGUUGCAUUGAACGCGUCCAUGGAGAUCCAGUAUAAUCAGAGUCUUGACUUUGCCUCAAUAUCCCUCUUUUUGUUCAUUGUCUGCUUAGUUAAUUGGAUUUACAUUUGGUGGAGCAGACGUCACAAGGUCAAGUCAAGGUCAGAUCCUCCAUUUGUGUCUGGUUCCCUUACUGCUCCUGGUAUGGAACAGCACUCAGAUGAAGAUGAUGAGAACCAGUUUCCUGAUACAACAACUACAAGUGCUGGUACCCCUCAUGUUACACCUUUAUCACCUGUAGAGAUGAGGCAGCUGACAACCAACCUCAGUAGAUUGUAUAAUUCAUUAAAUGAGAGUGGUUUACAAGGGAAAGGUAACUUUAUGCCAAGGGGAAGUAAUUCAACUCCAAGGAAUCACUUUAGAGAGCCUCAGCCAUCCACCAGUGCAUUCACACCUUACAGGAGACCGGAACAAGUGCGAGCCGACUCCUCCACAGCUAAAGAAAAUGUGGCAAAAGUUCAAAGAUAUUUAGAGAAUUUAGAGGAGAAUUCAUCGCUAGGUGGUGAUUUUGAGACACCAGAUAAUACUAGCAGUGCGGCACCUCGUUACAGACAUUCUACACCACAACGGUCUUCCUCCAGAAUGUCCACAUCUAGUAAUCGCUCAAUGUGUCAGGGAUUUACCAAGGCAGGCAUUCCAUGUAGACUAGGCUGUUCCAGUGGGUCCGAAUACUGUUACAGGCACAGAGGUCAGGGGUCAUCGUCAUGACAACAAAACUGCUGAAGAGUUCAACAGUUACACUUGUUAGUAGCAGUAUUUUAAUGUUAUCUAUAAUGUAUUACAUGUCUCAGAUUUAAUUUGCAUAUUCCAUCAGUGGUAUAUUUUAUUGUGCCAUUCUCUUAUUUCUAUAUAUAUUUCUAUGAUAAACUUUCCAAUAUGAUCAAUAUCUCAUGGAACAAGUAGAUCUAUCUCAUUCUUAAUAUUAUGGGGUUGCUAUUGCCUUAGUUUAUAAGAUUUACAACAGUUUAAAAAUAAGUUUACAGCAGUGUCCAGCUGAUUUGCAUGUUUGAAAGAUAUGCUGGAUUCCGACAGCCUACAAGACAAAAUUUGAACAUUUUUUAGUGUGGUUUACAAACAAUACAUGACAAAAUGUGAAACUUCUUCGAGAUUAAGUUUAGUUCUCCAUCUUUAUUUUCUACAUUUAUUUUUUAUUGACUAUCUAAAUAUAAUGAUAAAUUGCUUAAUCUCUUAAGAUUACCCAUGUUACAAAGACAUUUCAAGGCCAAGUUUAAUCUAUGUAAUAUGAAAAAGGAAAGACGUCUGGAAAAGACGUUUGUGAAAGAAUUUUCAACAAAAUUAUACAUUGUAUUUUAUUCGUUAAAAUGUUGAAGCUAAUGAUGAACGAAAUAUAACACUCUUUGUUGGUUUUCUUGAUUAUGUACUUUUCCCAUAUUAGCUGUUUAUCAAUUUUAUCAAACCAAUUUUUAGAUACAUGUACUUGCUUUUUCAAAUUUUACAGUUCAUUUUGUUUUUCAUGACUAUAAUAUAUAUGUACCUAAUAUGUACUUUUAAAAAAAUAAUUAUAAUGUGUACAAUCAAAAUUAAAAUCAUGUUCACUGUCAUCAUUAUCAACUGUUGAUUACUUGCCAAUCAUGUAUCAUUAAUAUGUAGUAGAGUCUUGUUAAACCAAAACUAGCUGACUCAAAGGUCAAAGGUGAAGGUCACACAUAGAGGUGAAAGGUCGUGGAUGAAAUUUGUAAUUUGUUUCUGGUCCAUAACUUAGUUAAUCUCUGACAGAUUAUAAAUCCCAGAUUAAAACAUUAUACCAAGAAUGCAAAAAUAUAGGCACCAUUCUUAUGAAGACACUUUUCUGAUCUAACCAGAGAUAGUACGGUCACAAUGGUGUCAAUUUAGCAAGGUUUCACUGUAUUAUUUCAAGAAAUUUGGUGCUAUGUUAAUAACAAUUGGAAAUAUUUGAAGAUGUUUCUUUUUUCAUCAUCAAAAACUACAGGCUCUUUUAUGAUUAUAUUUUUUAUAUUGACAAUAAAUGAGAAUAUAUUUUAGCAAUUGAUUCUUCCAUUAACAAUUAUUUUUUCAAAGAUGUUCAAUUGAAAACAAACUCAGGUAUUAGCUUAAGCAGGGGUACACUGAAUGUUGUCAUAGAAUUAUUUUUUAUUUCAUUACAUUGAUGUCUUUUUAUUAAUUAAUUAUGUCAUAUUAAAACAAAUGUCACAAUGUUUAUGAAAGAUUAUUGAGAAAAUUUACUAAUUGUGACAUUUCUAUUUCGUUUGCUUUUGAAAUUUGAGAAUAUCAUGUUCAGAAAAAAGUGUUUCUCAAUUGAUCCUUUAUAGCUUAAAUUUAUUUAGAAAAUGCUGUCAAUGUUUUUUUUAUCUUUUUGCUGUCAAAGUUAUUAUAUCUACUAUGUUUAUAUUGUUGCCUUCCCUGUACAUGUAUAUAUUUUACUUAUACAGACCUAGUGCUGUUCUGUUGUAUAUAUUUUUGUGGGAGUGGGGGGCUGGAUUGUUUGGUGUUUAUAGAGUUGCAUUCCAUAUUACUAUACUUGGAAAUAUUUUACUUUUUAUCACCCCACCACCCCACCCUUAUCCUCCACCAAUACUUUGAUGACAGGAGUUGGGAUAUAAGAUUAUUUUUUUCUUGUGUGCAGAGGACAUGUCUAUCAUAGAAUAAUUUUACACAUUUGCCCUCUGAAGAGACAUGUUUCUAAAUCACUUUGUUUCAGCAAUGACAAAAAAUCCCCAUAUCAAUGUUAUUAAAUUUUUUGUCUUCAUUUAAUUUCUAUGUAAAGAGAGACUCUUCCAUAUGUGCUUGUUUCAGUUUGUUAAUUGCAAUACAAGUACAUGUAUUAACAAUUAGAUUAAUUUAGAUUUAUGUUCUUUUUUGUUAUGAUUUUGUUGUUUACAUGUAUUACUUUCAUUUCUCAUUUUUGUUAAUUUUUGUGAAAGUUCAAUUAGUCACUUUUGUCUUGAAAAACAAGUAAGGAGAAUGUUUUACACACAUCUUAGAGGAAGGAUUAAAAAAUAACUAUUUCCUAAUAUUAUCACAUGUUUUAGUUUGUGUGGAAUUUCCUUUAAAAAUUGUGGGUGAUUUUAAGUUUUGUAUUUGUUUAUUCUUAUUUUGUUUUUAUUAUUGCCAUUGAGUAAUGUUUUUUCCAUAUGCAAAUAAAGAAAUUUGCUCAAAGUAACAA